GCUGUUUCAAAUCCACCCUUGGGCAAAUGUCCAAAGUCAUCUAAGAAAAUACUCCUUCGAGGAAAACAGGAAAUAUUCAUCCACAGUUCAUCCACACUUUCACAGACUGCCAGAAUGUUUACAUUUGCAGGACCGCUGCCUGAGACAGCCAGCAAGGACAACGUUGGAGGAUCCUUGACAAGGAAGAACAGAGAAUGUAAAAAUAACCCAAUCGAAGGAGGAAACCACCUGACCACAGAGACAGAAACAGUGGAGUCACCAGCCGUAAACAUUCAUUCAGUACUUCACCAAGAAGCCUCCUUAAACUUUCCAGAGGGUGGAUUUGGGUGGGCAGUGGUUUUGGCAGCCAGUUGGUGCAAUGGGUCAGUGUUCGGCAUUCAAAAUUCAUUCAGCAUCUUGCACACGAUGCUUGUCAGAGUCCAUGAGGACAACGAUGGCAAUUCAUCUCAGUUCACAGUUGCCUGGAUUGGGGCUCUGGCCAUGGGUAUGAUAUUCCUCUGUUCGCCUCUGGUCAGCAUGAGCACUGACCGUUUUGGCUGUCGCCUGACAGCAGCUGGAGGAGGUCUAGUGGCCUUUGUGGGACUUCUAACCUCUUCAUUUACAAACUCUCUGGUACUGCAGUACAUCACAUACGGUCUUCUGUUUGGCUGCGGAAGCUCGUUCACACUCCAGCCCUCCCUGGUGAUCCUGGGGCACUACUUCCAUCGGCGCCUGGGCCUGGCCAACGGGCUGGUCACCGCAGGCAGCAGUCUCUUCUCCGUGGGGAUGCCUGCUCUCCUGGAGGAGGUGGUGGCGCCGCUGGGUUUAAGCAGAACCUUUCAGAUCCUCAGUGCACUCAUGCUGGUCCAAGUAGCGCUGGUAUCUGUCACGUUCCGUCCACGGCUUACAUCUUGUAACCAUGACAACGAAGACUCCAUGACGCCAUCCACCAAUCAGAUAGUAGGAAGUUGCUGUCGGAGGUUUCGGACCCGAGCAAAGCAGUUCAUUGGCGUGGGGGUUUUCCAUGUCUCUUCCUUCAGGGUCUGGGCCUUUAGUAUUGCUACAGCGGUGUUGGGCUAUUUUGUACCCUAUGUCCAUCUGAUGUCGUUUGUGGAGGAGCAGUUCUCGGAACACACUGGCAAUGAAUGGGUUGUGCUGGUGUCAAUUGGCGUAAGCUCUGGGAUCGGGCGUCUUACCUUUGGCAGUAUGGGUGAUCUGAUUCAAGGUGUCAACAAAAUCUACCUGCAGGCUGGCUCCUUCAUGCUGCUUGGCCUGGCCACCAUACUGAUGCCCCAGUGUGUAGCGUUUGAGGCGCUGGUAGCCAUCUGUGGGCUCCUGGGGCUGUGCGAUGGCUGUUUCAUUUCUCUCAUGGCCCCUGUCGCCUUCACGCUGGUGGGGCCCCAGCGCGCCUCCCAGGCCAUCGGCUACCUGCUGGGGCUUAUGGCGCUGCCCAUGACCGCUGGGCCUCCACUUGCAGGUCAGACACACACUAAUUCAGCUCAGUUCACCACGACUACAGUACACCAUGACCACCAUGUUCAAGUCUAACCAAUUCAGCUUGAUUCAAUUCCAUUCAGAUUUGUACAAUUGGUUGAUGUAGUGGUACAAGGUGCUAUUACCAUUUUUGACAUUAUGUAAGAAAACAGAAAUGUCACGUAACACCUUUAAUGUCAUUUGUAGUAUUCAG
Messenger RNA from Sardina pilchardus (European sardine), 1666 nucleotides. RefSeq names its product monocarboxylate transporter 8-like. The coding region runs from base 115 to 1527 and encodes 470 amino acids. Lineage: Eukaryota; Metazoa; Chordata; Actinopteri; Clupeiformes; Clupeidae. Gene Ontology annotation, biological process: transmembrane transport. The record is from RefSeq and is a predicted model, not a curated record. Gene Ontology annotation, cellular component: membrane. The transcript has 6 exons. Gene Ontology annotation, molecular function: monocarboxylic acid transmembrane transporter activity; thyroid hormone transmembrane transporter activity.